Molecule: messenger RNA, 1539 nt
Organism: Zeugodacus cucurbitae (melon fly)
Lineage: Eukaryota; Metazoa; Arthropoda; Insecta; Diptera; Tephritidae
Product: serine protease Hayan
Exons: 6
Coding region: 136-1539 (467 amino acids)
Biological process (GO): proteolysis
Molecular function (GO): serine-type endopeptidase activity
Source: RefSeq, a predicted model, not a curated record
UACCAUAUACACUUCAGUGUUUCACUCACUACAGAAGCGCGCGGAUUGCAGAUCGUUUAAAAGUGUCUUAGGAGUCGCAGCUUCAGUCACGCUAUAGAGUUUCGUUUCACUAUUUGUCCAUGACGCAAGCAGGAAAUGUAUUUCCAAACCGUAAUUGCUUUGCUUGUAACCACAACGGUGUUAAGUCAAGUGAAUGCGCAAAAACGUUACCCACCCGCUGAAACGCAAAAGACACCAAACGAUCUCUUCGAAGAGUCGGUGACACGCAUUAAAGAAGGGAAUUUUGAAGUUGAUAUUAUAGUGCGACGUCCAAAUAAUUCGUCAAAACCUGGCGCUCAACAAAAACAUGGCGCAACACCGAAUCGCAAAGUGGAUAACGGUAAAAUAAUAUUCCCCAACAAUUCGGAAGAGCAAGCCAGUGAAAGUCGUAGAUCAGAGUUCGAAUAUAACAAUCAAGAAUAUCAACGAAGAACCGAACAAGACUUUGGUUUUGAACAAAGAAGAAGAGAAGGUCAGCAGCCACAAGAACCACGUCGUAAAUACGGAAAUGAACUUGAACCUGAUAACCUAUAUAAUCAAAAUAUCGAACGGAAUAUUUACAACAAAAAUGUAAGCGAACCGGAAGCGAGUAAUGGUGAGCGGCUUCCAAAUAGCAACAGUUCGAAUCAACAAAAGCGAGAAGGGCAUAACCGACGCCUCUGUGAAGUAAAGUAUAAUGAAUAUAUUGAACAAAUAUUUCGAAAUGAUGCAGAGACCUCGGCGGAUGCAAACGAUGCAGAGUUCGAUGGUCGCGUAUUGGCAACACCCGGUGAAUACCCGCACAUGACUGCACUGGGCUUUCAAAGAGAGGACAACACAUUCGACUAUAAAUGCGGCGGAAGUUUGAUAAGUGACAAUUUCGUAAUAACAGCGGCGCAUUGUACGAAUAUAACGAGCGAAAUACCGACGAUAGCACGCAUCGGGGACACCAAUCUUAUGGAAGCGAAACGUUUUGGACCACAAUUAUUCGGCAUAAAAACUAUAUAUGCACAUCCACAAUAUGACGGCGUGACCUAUUACAAUGACAUUGCGCUUUUGUUGCUGAACGCAAGUGUUGAAUUCACCGAGUUUGUACGCCCUAUUCGAUUGUGGACACGCCCUUAUCUACCAUUAUCCACUGCUUUCGCAAUGGGCUACGGAGCGACCUCAUUUGCGCGUGCGCCCACCAAUCGACUCACGGACUUCAAUCUGACGAUUGUGGAGAACGAUGACUGCAAUCAGCGCCUGCCACAGCUGGACGAAGUGCCGCGUGGCAUAAUCGAGAGCCAAGUUUGUGCGCAAGAUUUUGUGAUGCAACGCGAUACUUGUCAGGGCGAUUCCGGCGGUCCGCUGCAAUACAAUAUUAGAGGAAGGCGACGCAGAAAGCGUAUACACUAUCAUUUGAUCGGCAUCACUUCGUUCGGUUUGCUUUGCCGCAGUCAAAAUCCGGGUGUCUACACGCGCAUAUAUUCAUUUCUGGACUGGAUUGAGAGCACGGUUUGGAGCAGUUAUGAGCACUAG